AUGAAUGGGGCCAAGAGAUGCUGUCCUUUUGGAUAUAGUUGCAAAGACGAUAAGGAAUGCGUACUCGACAAAGACCAGGACGAAAGCUAUGCCUUCUUGCUCCCGGUUCCUGAAUAUACAUCAGCCAUAACUUCUGCUCCAACAUCCACAGCUACAUCCUCGUCAACUUCUGAUAUCCUAUCAGUCGAAACAUCAGAAGUGCCUGACAGGGUUUCCCAGCCGCCUUUUGCCUCAACUGAUCCUACGACUUCGACUACAGAAUCAGCCGCCCCAGGUGAUAAGGAAGAGGGGAAGAAGGGCAGCGGUAUAAGCCCAACAGGAGCGGUGACUGCAGGCACUGUUGCUGGCGUCUGCUGUCUGGUUGGAGUAGGCAUAUUUGUAUGGAUGAAAUGGUUCAGAAAGAAGAGAGAUCAAGAAACUCCUGAAAUGUCGUUGGCCCGAGAAUCAUGGGGAUACUUCUCUACAAGAAGUGCGCCAUCAACAUUGCACCUGCACCUGGCUCGUGGCCCUGAUGACAAGUUCAUUGUUACACCAACCACGGCUGGGUUCACACCCUCCUACCCACCGCUGGCCCCAAUUGUAGAGGAGAACCAAAGCCCCGUUGAGCUGCCCGCAACACCCGUGUCGCUCUGUAUGUGGUCGAACUUCGAAAAUGCUGCCGUUGAGGAGCCCAAGUUGGCUUAUGUCGUUCCAGCGAAACGGCAAUGA
Molecule: messenger RNA, 708 nt
Organism: Fusarium musae
Lineage: Eukaryota; Fungi; Ascomycota; Sordariomycetes; Hypocreales; Nectriaceae
Exons: 1
Coding region: 1-708 (235 amino acids)
Source: RefSeq, a predicted model, not a curated record